This is a messenger RNA of Morone saxatilis (striped sea-bass), 2291 nucleotides long. RefSeq names its product DEAD (Asp-Glu-Ala-Asp) box helicase 5 (gene ddx5). Gene Ontology annotation, molecular function: ATP binding; RNA binding; RNA helicase activity. Gene Ontology annotation, cellular component: ribonucleoprotein complex; nucleus; cytoplasm. NCBI's taxonomy places the organism in Eukaryota, Metazoa, Chordata, Actinopteri, Moronidae. The transcript is spliced from 13 exons. Gene Ontology annotation, biological process: alternative mRNA splicing, via spliceosome. The record is from RefSeq and is a predicted model, not a curated record. The coding region runs from base 115 to 1974 and encodes 619 amino acids.
CAUUUUCACAUUACCGGCAUUUCAGCACUACUGCCGGUCGGGUUUUUUAUUAGACGGCGGUAAAGCCACAGUGUAGGAUAUUUAUCUUUUUUAUUUAUACAAAUUGUUUACAAGAUGCCUGGAUAUUCCGACAGAGAUCGCGGCAGGGACAGAGAUAGAGGCUAUGGCGGCGGUCCUCCUCGCUUCGGUGGCAACCGUGGUGGAGGUGGAGGAGGGAAGUUCGGCAAUCCCGGUGAGCGGCUGCGGAAGAAACAAUGGAACCUGGACGAGCUCCCGAAGUUUGAGAAAAACUUCUAUCAGCAACAUCCCGACGUUACCCGGAGGCCUCCGCAAGAAGUUGAACAAUACAGAAGGGCCAAAACCAUUACAUUUAAGGGGAGAGAGUGCCCCAAUCCCAUUGCAAAGUUCCACGAGGCCAGCUUCCCUUCUUAUGUGAUGGACGUCAUCAACAAACAGAACUGGACUGAACCAACACCCAUCCAGGCUCAGGGCUGGCCUCUGGCACUUAGUGGCAAGGAUAUGGUUGGAAUUGCGCAGACCGGCUCUGGAAAAACGCUGUCUUAUUUGUUGCCUGCAAUCGUGCACAUCAACCACCAGCCUUUCCUGGAACGUGGGGAUGGUCCCAUUUGCUUGGUGCUGGCCCCGACCCGUGAAUUGGCACAGCAGGUGCAACAAGUGGCCGCAGAAUAUGGCAGAGCUUCUCGCCUCAAGUCAACCUGUAUCUAUGGAGGAGCACCCAAGGGACCCCAGCUCCGUGAUCUGGAAAGAGGUGUGGAGAUCUGCAUUGCCACUCCAGGAAGGCUCAUCGACUUCCUCGAGGCAGGAAAGACGAACCUCCGCAGGUGCACUUACCUCGUGCUGGACGAAGCCGACAGAAUGCUGGACAUGGGCUUUGAGCCACAGAUUCGUAAAAUUGUCGACCAAAUCAGACCUGACCGUCAGACUCUGAUGUGGAGUGCCACUUGGCCCAAAGAAGUUCGCCAGCUGGCAGAGGACUUCCUGAAGGAAUACGUCCAGAUCAAUGUUGGGGCACUACAGCUCAGUGCCAACCACAACAUCCUGCAGAUAGUGGAUGUCUGCAAUGAUGGCGAGAAGGAAAACAAACUCAUCCGUCUGCUUGAGGAAAUCAUGAGUGAGAAGGAGAACAAGACCAUCAUCUUUGUGGAAACAAAGAGGCGAUGUGAUGACCUCACCAGGAGGAUGAGAAGAGAUGGAUGGCCAGCUAUGGGAAUCCAUGGUGAUAAAAGCCAGCAGGAAAGAGACUGGGUUCUCAAUGAGUUCAAAUAUGGAAAGGCUCCCAUUCUCAUUGCUACAGAUGUUGCCUCCAGGGGUCUAGAUGUUGAAGACGUGAAAUUUGUCAUCAACUUUGACUACCCCAACAACUCUGAGGACUAUAUCCACCGCAUUGGCAGAACGGCUCGUAGCCAAAAGACAGGCACAGCUUAUACCUUCUUCACUCCGAACAACAUGCGGCAGGCCGGUGACCUCAUCUCUGUGCUCCGUGAGGCCAACCAGGCCAUCAACCCCAAGCUCCUCCAAAUGGCGGAAGACAGAGGAGGUCGUUCAAGGGGAGGCAGAGGUGGUGAUUAUAGAGAUGAUCGCCGGGAUAGGUAUUCCUCUGGAAGGCGUGAUUUUGGCAGUUUUAGGGACAGGGAUAAUGGUAGGGGUUUUGACAACGGACCAAAUAAAACCUUUGGUGCAAAUUCACAGAAUGGAGGCUAUGGGGGCAGUAACGGCACCAGCAAUGGCUUCAGUGGAGGCAGCUACAAUGGUAAUGGACAGUCCAACUUUAACAACCAAACAGGCGCCUUUGGAGGCCAGAACAACUUCCCGGCCCCACAGUUUGCUCCCGCUAAAGGUGGCGCACAGACUGGCGCAGCUCAUCCCCCAUUCCCCUUCCCCCAGGCACAGGCUCCGCAGCAGCAUCCCCCACCACUGGUGCCCUACCCCAUGCCUCCACAGUUCUCUCAGUAAACACAACAUAUACUUGAAAGAAGUAAUUUAUUGCUUUUUGUCUUGUUUUAAGUUCGACACAGAAUUUUUGUAUUUACGACAGGGUUACAAACAACUUCAACCUCUAUCAAGCCUUUUAAGAUCUGCAGUGCAGCAAUAGUGGUGUUGCGCACAUUUUCCCCCUUACUAUUUAAUUUGUUACAUUCCUAAGUAAUGUUUAGUUAUGUUUUGUACUAGGUAAUUACAAGUGUAUUGGUUUUUCAUGUGUAUCAUUGAAAGUGAGAAGCUCCUACCUUGGAAGUGCACUGCAUGAUCUUUCAAAUAAAACUCAAAAAAUA